This is a messenger RNA of Centruroides sculpturatus (bark scorpion), 384 nucleotides long. RefSeq names its product hydroxyacyl-coenzyme A dehydrogenase, mitochondrial-like. Lineage: Eukaryota; Metazoa; Arthropoda; Arachnida; Scorpiones; Buthidae. Gene Ontology annotation, molecular function: (3S)-3-hydroxyacyl-CoA dehydrogenase (NAD+) activity; NAD+ binding. Gene Ontology annotation, biological process: fatty acid beta-oxidation. The transcript is spliced from 3 exons. Gene Ontology annotation, cellular component: mitochondrion. The record is from RefSeq and is a predicted model, not a curated record. The coding region runs from base 124 to 384 and encodes 86 amino acids.
AGAGGGCGCCCUACACGAGGUGGGUCGCAACUUCGGUCCAGCUGAUGGUCAAUGAACUUACGAACGUUUAUUAGAUUUAUUUUGUUAUUCUUCUAAUUUAGAGAUUUUAGUUUUAUUCAAAUUAUGAAUAUGAUUAGAGCAAUAAGAGGAUGCAGACAUUUCUCUUCCUCUUCUAGAAUCCAGGCAGCAAUGAAGAAUAUUGUUGUAAUUGGAGGAGGCUUGAUGGGCUCUGGAAUAGCCCAGGUAGCAGCUCAAACAGGUCAUGAAGUAAUUUUAGUUGAUGUAAGUGAUGAAAUUUUAAAGAAAUCUGAAAUUAAUAUGAAAAAAAGUCUGGAGAGAGUUGCAAAAAAGAAAUUUGCUGAUGAUGCUCAGAGAAGAUUUUAA